CGAACUCUUUUAGUCAAUUGUGUUAGGUCCUCAUUGUUCCUGGAGUUUAACAGGCAUUUUCAACUUCAGAAAAUUUCAAGAAUUGUCUUAAAAUGUUAUGAUCCCUUUUGUUUAAUGGAGUGGUAUUCGAAGAUGCCAACAGGGUCGGACUGGGAUGGUGUCGAGCUAAUUGAGCUCGCUCGGCAGGCAGGGACUUCGCUUCAAGAGAUUGAGACGAACAAAGACAUGGACAUAGCAUUUUUAUGUAAUGGUUUUGAAAGUGGAUCUUCUUCAGGAAGUCCUUUUGUAUCAGCAGGUUCUUUGCCUGUAAGCAAUAAAAUAGACGAAAAUUUUAUCGGGACAGAGAAGUUAAGUGGGAGCUCAGGUAAAUGGAUUAUUAGUUCAGAACUAGGAAAACAGAACGUGUAUGGAUCGGCAUCUUCAAUUGCUACAAAAAGAUCGAGGGUGUCUCAUCAGAAAAUGCAGAAUCCCAGCUGCCAAGUUGAAGGGUGCAAUCUUGAUCUCACAUUGGCAAAAAAUUAUCACCGGCGUCAUAGAAUCUGUGAAAACCAUUCCAAAAGCCCCAAGGUAAUUGUCGCUGGAAUAGAAAGGCGGUUUUGCCAACAAUGCAGCAGAUUCCAUGACUUGUCGGAGUUUGAUGAUAAAAAAAGAAGCUGUCGAAGGCGCCUCUCUGAUCACAAUGCCAGACGCCGUAGGCUGCAGCCUGAGUCGAUCCAUUUAAGCUCAGCAGGAUUGUCUUCUUUGUUAUAUGAGCGGACAUCACAGAAUGUGCUGUUUAAUGUACUCCCUAUCUCACAUUCAAAUCGAAAAGGGGAAAAUAUCUACAAUUCUAUGCUUACACAAGCCGAUGAUUCGCUCAUUAGGCCUUCAAAGACAAGAGAAACUUAUAGGAGACCGUGUUUACCUAACGAUGAGAUUCCAAGUGCCAUUUAUAGCCUACAUGUCGAGUCCGAGAGGUCAUUGUCCCUUCAGGGCACGAAUCCUCGGGCCCUAGAUCAAUUAGAUCUACAGAGUGCUUCCUCUCCUCUGUCAAUCGAUAAUCCUUGGAGUUUGAAUCGGCAUAAAUCCACUUCUAUGGAGGGCCUAAAGCUCGGAAACGCCAGUGUGGACAAUCCGAACUGGCCAUUUGUUCAAUCAGCAGCAGCAGAAGGGUCUUCUGUUUCUCUGGUGCAUUCGACUAAUUUAAAUCAUUCAGGCAGUUUUCUUUUGCAAGACUUUGAUUUAUUCAAGACACCAUAUGACUCAAGAUGAUUUCAUUUCAAUGAUCAAAGGAAUUUAUUAUUGGAAAUGUUUCAUCUCUAGGUUAUUUGCUCAUUUGUUUCAUUGUUUCCUUGCAUUGAAAUUGAAGUUUCGCGAAUUUCAAAUAGUUUACACUCGCCCUCGCCAUCUGAACUUUGAAGCCGUGUUCAAAUGUCCAGUGCAUGUUUGAUACGCUAUGUUGAACACAACUGAAUUUUUUCUUUCUUAAAGCCCAACCUUAUGUUACUUGAUAUGUAUCAUCCACUUUUAUCAAUUUAUAUGGAUCUUAUACCAA
Molecule: messenger RNA, 1534 nt
Organism: Olea europaea var. sylvestris
Lineage: Eukaryota; Viridiplantae; Streptophyta; Magnoliopsida; Lamiales; Oleaceae
Product: squamosa promoter-binding-like protein 3
Exons: 4
Coding region: 115-1251 (378 amino acids)
Cellular component (GO): nucleus
Molecular function (GO): DNA binding
Source: RefSeq, a predicted model, not a curated record